Molecule: messenger RNA, 1547 nt
Organism: Elgaria multicarinata webbii
Lineage: Eukaryota; Metazoa; Chordata; Lepidosauria; Squamata; Anguidae
Gene: TUSC3
Product: tumor suppressor candidate 3
Exons: 10
Coding region: 58-1077 (339 amino acids)
Cellular component (GO): oligosaccharyltransferase complex
Source: RefSeq, a predicted model, not a curated record
GAUAACGGCGUUUUGCAGGUACUCCGAGGGAGGCUGACGCGACACUGUUGGGAAGCCAUGGCAUCAUCACGGCGCCCAGCGCUGCACCUGUCCGUGAGGAGCGGCUUCCUUUCCCUCCUCCUCUUCCUCCUCCUUUGUGUCCAGCUCGGGGGCAGCCAAAAGAAGAAGGAGAAUCUUUUAGCUGAGAAGGUAGAACAACUUAUGGAAUGGAGUUCAAGGCGCUCGGUCAUCCGCAUGAAUGGAGACAAAUUCAGAAGAUUUGUGAAGGCCCCACCUCGCAACUACUCGGUGAUUGUGAUGUUUACAGCUCUCCAACCGCAGAGGCAGUGCUCCGUUUGCAGGCAAGCUAAUGAGGAAUAUCAAGUGUUGGCGAACUCCUGGCGCUACUCUUCAGCUUUUUCAAACAAACUUUUCUUCACUAUAGUCGAUUAUGAUGAAGGCGCUGAUGUUUUUCAGCAGCUCAAUAUGAACUCUGCUCCGACGUUCAUGCAUUUCCCUCCGAAAGGUAAGCCCAAGAGAGCUGACACGUUUGACCUGCAGAGAAUUGGAUUCGCAGCAGAACAGUUAGCUAAGUGGAUAGCUGACAGAACUGAUGUUCAUAUCAGAGUGUUUAGGCCACCAAACUAUUCAGGUACUAUUGCAUUAGCCCUUCUGGUGUCACUGGUUGGUGGUUUGCUCUACUUGCGGCGAAAUAACUUGGAAUUCAUCUACAACAAGACUGGCUGGGCCAUGGCAGCAUUGUGUGUCGUUUUUGCUAUGACUUCUGGCCAAAUGUGGAAUCACAUUCGUGGGCCCCCAUAUGCUCAUAAAAACCCUCAGAAUGGGCAAGUGAGUUACAUACAUGGAAGCAGCCAGGCACAAUUUGUUGCGGAGUCUCACAUUAUACUGCUCCUGAAUGCUGCUAUCACCAUGGGAAUGGUUCUUUUGAAUGAAGCUGCUACCUCCAAAGGAGAUGUUGGGAAAAGGAGAAUAAUAUGCCUGGUGGGAUUGGGUCUCGUCGUUUUCUUCUUCAGCUUCUUACUGUCGAUCUUCCGCUCCAAGUAUCAUGGCUAUCCAUACAGCUUCUUAAUUAAGUGAAUUCAAGUGAGAUUAGCAUAAAGCUAAUGUUUACUACGAAGAUAAGCAGCUCCUGAUAGUAUCUGCUUACCAACACCAUAUUUCUUCAAGAGGGUUUUUUUUUUUGCAUUUUGUUCAUUUGCUUCCUAUGAUAAAUUACAGCAUUUGUGUGAAGACAAGUUUGCAUUUGUACCUUAUUACCAAAUGCUUCAUCUAAUUUGUAAUGCAUAGCAAAUAUUGGAUAUCUAAAUGGAAGAUGUGAUAAACAGGAGCGGAAAUGUGAUAUGCUUGGUGAUCCUGAAUUUAAAUAAAGUUAACUCUAGUGGGAAAGUCUUUCUGUUGUCGUUGAUGUUGUUGUUGUCCUAUCACACUUGUAUAGAUUUCAGUUGAAAAAAGUCAAACCAUUCAGAAUUUUGGAACUGUACUCCUAUGACAUAAAGCAAUGUAAGGUUACCAAACCAGCUUUGCUGAAUAAAGGAAACACAAACUGA